Xiphias gladius (swordfish) is the source of this 4106-nucleotide messenger RNA. RefSeq names its product nuclear receptor interacting protein 2 (gene nrip2). Gene Ontology annotation, biological process: proteolysis. NCBI's taxonomy places the organism in Eukaryota, Metazoa, Chordata, Actinopteri, Istiophoriformes, Xiphiidae. The transcript is spliced from 6 exons. Gene Ontology annotation, molecular function: aspartic-type endopeptidase activity. The record is from RefSeq and is a predicted model, not a curated record. The coding region runs from base 503 to 1333 and encodes 276 amino acids.
CACACAUCCUCUGCAAGAGACAGAACAGAUCUUGACAUUGUGAGGAAGAUGCAUGUCUACAUGAGAGGACAGCACAUGCAUCCAGGACAGGACAAUAGCUCCUAAAGCUGCUGAGACAAAUACAUGCCAAGGACUACAAACAGAGCGAGAGCGAGAGAGCGAGAGAGAGAGAGAGAGAGAGAGAGAGAGAGAGAGGGAGAGAGAGGGAGAGAGCAGAGCAAGCCCAGAGGGAAGGGCAGCGGCAUUUCAGAGAGGGCAAAACAGGCCGCAAGAGGCAAUAUUUGCAGGCUUAUUCUGUUGCUAAGGACCUUUAAAAAGGAUCUAAACAGCAAAACCAAAGAACUGCCUUUUGGGGUUUUUCUCCUCCUCUCUGCACACGGAUAUCCACUCUGCCUCUUGCUGUCUGAAAGAGAGCUCCCAGUGCUGCUGCUCCUGCUGCUCCUGCUGCCGCGAGGUUACAGUCUCCGUGCUUCUGAGACCCGCUGCUCUGUAGCCCGAGACCAUGAGUGAGGCGAAGAAAGGAGAUCUAGCCAUCCGGGAUAAAGCCAUUCUGCACCAGCAGAGGCGCCUGAAGCAGGCCACUCAGUUCACGCACAAGGACUCAGCUGACCUCCUGCCCCUGGAUGGGCUGAAGAGAAUGGGCACGUCCAAAGACUUGCAACCUCACAGCAUCGUCCAGCGCCGCCUGUUGGAGGGAAACAUCACACGGCUGCGAGGGGAGGCGCGCGACGCCGGCACCAUGGUUCGCUCCCCACUGGCCGACACCAAGGAAGGGCCAGGCGACGCCGAGGAGAGGAGCGAGAGCACAGCCGAUGACUCCACGGAGGAGAGGGAGUCUCUGGAGGAAAGUGAGAGGAGCUUACGGUCGGAUGAGGAGGACGACAGCAGCGAAGCCGGAGCCAGACAGACAGCUGAGAAGACCGAGGGCACGGAGAACUCGACCCUCCUCACAGCCCUGGUUGUUCAAUGCAAGUGCUGCGAGACUGAAGUCAAGGCAUCCAUCGACACUGGCAGCCAACAUAAUCACAUCUCCGGCUCCUGCUGCCGGAGGCUGGGACUGGUGCCCAGUCAGGACAGCUCACCAUGCGGAGUGAACAGCUCAGUGACGGGUCUGCAGCUGCAGCUGGGCAGACAGAUGGUCCAGUGUUCAGCCUAUGUCAGAGAGGAUGAGGCAUUUGAGCUGUGCCUGGGUCUUCAGACUCUGUUGGAACUUAAAUGCUGCCUGGACCUGAGCUGUCGGGUCCUGAAGCUGCAGGGCUGUGGCGAGGAGCUGCCCUUCCUGAACCCUCCAACUGACGUCCAGUGCCAACAUGACACCAACGAGAACCUGUGAGCCCGACUCGACGGCAGGUGUGCACUUCCUCGAAUCCCGACCGUUUGCGGCAUUCGUGGCGCGAUGCCGUUCGUGUCUGGACCAUCUGAUCACAGUGUCUCACACUGCCAGGACAUGGACGAGCAUUCGCCACCGAGUUUACAUCAUUGUGUUUGUAGGAUUAAGACAUUCACCGUGAUUAUCUCUUAUAUUAAAUUAGUCUAGUUUACAGGGUGGAUGAUAGCCAGUUAUGAGCCAAUCAGAUCUCUGUGAGUCUAAUCAUUCUUUAUGAUUAUACUGUAUAUUCAAACCAAUUCCUCUGUUGAGCUGCUUGCGUGCACUGAUGCUCUCUAAAAAGGGAAAAACAUUAUAAUUAUUUAAAGUGGACUUAUAUAUUUUUUGUGAUUUGGCUGUAAAAAAAAUUACUUUAAAUGAAGUCAGUGACAAAAGUGUUAAUUGUAAACAUAAAUGAUUUCAGUUAAGAUGUUGUUAAAGGAACAGAUUUAUAUUUUGGGGCAUCCAGUUGUUUAUUUUCUUGCCGAAAGUUAGAUGAGAAAGUCGGUACCACUUUCAUGUGUGUAAGGUAAAUAUGUUGCUACAGCCCGCAGCCGGUUAGCUUAGCUUAGCAUAAAGACUGGAAACAGGGGGAAAGAGCUAGCCUGGCUCUGUCUGAUGGGAACAAUAUCUGCCUACCAGCACCUCUGAAGCUCACUAAUUAACACGUUAUAUCUUGUUUGUUUAAUCCGUACAAGCUGUAAAAAUGCCAACAUGUGGUUUUACAGUACAGGAAGACACUGCUCCAGGCUGGGAAACCGUCCGGCAAAGUACGGCCUGUAAAAACGCAACUUGACAUUUUUCCCUUUCAGUGUUUGAGCGGAUUAAAACAGUGCUCCCGGACCUUUCUUGUCUGACAAACCCCCACAGCCCCGUCAGCUGAGCGCAAGUACCCCUUCAUCAACACCACCCGCCAUCACGUUCUGAAUGGGGUUCAUUUGAAGUGAUUUUAAACUGAAUGUUACUUAACACUUGCAAAAGGCAAUGACGUUUUCAUACGACUGAGCUAAUGUUUAGUUCCCCUUGGUCGUGUUUCCCUUUGCAGUACUACAACUUGACGUGGCAGAAGCUGGAAAUCUCACCCAUUUAUCCAGGCCUACUACCUACCAGUUUCGACAACUUAUCUGAUACUUUAUUUCGGCUGUUUAUCCAUUUCUUUUAGUUCAUUAUUUUGACCUUAGUUUCCACAAACUCGCAAUUGCAACACUCAACGUUCAGGGUGUACAGCUGACCUUAUAUGUCAAUAUUUUCUCAUAAACAAAAUUUAAUUUCUGUUUUUUCUAAUUAGGUUAGCUAACCCCUGGCAACUGCUGAAGUAACCCCUGGGGUGAAAGCACUGCAUUAGAAACAAACAAUAGACAUAAAGUGUUAAUUAGUGAGGUGUAGUAUAUUUUUUUACCUUUGGGCAGAACCAGGCUUGCUGUUUCCCUAACACUUGCUGGCGGCAAUCUCAUAUUUACAAGAUAUUUAUGAAAGUAGCCUCAAUUCUCCCAACGUCAAACAAGAAUGUGAAUGAGCGCAUUUUCUCAAAAUGACAAACUAUUCCUUAAACGAACCAACAUAACUCAUCUUAAGAGUGUGGGUACUCAGGAUGCCCUUUCGAAUGUGUUCAAAGGAAAGUCUUGAAGUUUUUGGGAGUCCCGUGUAAUUGGGGUUUGAUCAGGCUACCUCCUUCAGAAAAAACGUGCGGUUCUCAUCUAGAAUUACAGAAGAGAUGUGAGAAAAAGACCAGAGUUUCUGAAGCACUUAUAUUCAGCUUUGUAAAGUCCCUUAGCUCCCUAUUUCCCUAACAAAGAGACAGAUGUGGUUACAUUUUCCAGGAGCACACUUACAUCCUGCCAUGAUGGCACAGAGUGAGUUACAGUAGUUCCUUAUAAAUCCCUUCUAAUAAAAAUAGACUUCAGGUCAGCCGGCCAAACAUAUUUGAGUCAGACUCAGCUACAGGAAUAUCAAAACAUUCCAUCUGCAUGACUUUGUAAAGUUCCGCCUUUGUAUAAGUCUGCAUGUUUGUGUACUAGUCUGACUGUGUCAUGUUGAGUUGGGCGAAGGGGCCUGGACGUGUGUGCUUUCGUGUGCAUGUUUGUGUGUUAGGAUACAGAGCAGGGUUUUUUUCUGCCUUGUUACGGCUCCGGUUCCACACGGGGGAACAAACGGUCCUAUCCUCCCCAACCGGUCCGCUGAGCUCCGGUCAGAACAAGCUGCCAAAAGCCCACCCCAGCUGCCUUCCCUCUCGGCCUCUUUCGGGAGAUUUUAAUCACUUGGCCGAGGCUGCGUGCCAAGGCCCGUCUUCAAGCUCAUCUUCCUCUCUAUUCAGAGGAGCGGCCUUCUUUGUGUAUUUACCACCUUUUUGGCCGAAGUUAUUCAAUUUGACACCUGACGUUCGCUGAUCAGCCCGUCACAGGAGAACGAAAAGAACUCCCCACUACAGUGCUGCCUGCCUCUCUUGUCUCUCUGUGUUUUCAUAGUGUGGAGAAUCCAGAGCUGCCUCAGAUGUGCUCACCGAAGGCCAUCAUGCUCUGCUUUAAUCAUACCGGAGCCGUGCCGUGCUUUUGACUGUGCUAAAGUGUCCAUCUAACCUCUUCAUGGAGGUUGUCCACAUGUAGAUUGGCGAUGUUUGUUUCUCUUUGGUGUACUAGUGACCUUCCUACGCUGUAUGAGAGGAAUCGAUGUAUGACAGAAAUUUAUUUUUGGUGUUUCUCUUCUUCUGAACAGUAUUUUCUCUGCCUAAUAAAAUAUGUAU